AUGUCUAUUCAGGUUGCAAUCGCGACGGCGAGCCCCGAAGUCUCUGGCCCACACCGUACACACGUCAACGAUCUCCCGCCCGAACUGCUGGUCACAAUCCUGAUGUUGAGCAUGGGAAAGAAAGAUGCUCUUUACGAUGGGUUCCGAGCUAUUGACAUCGUGCGCUGUGCCCCCUUGGACCACAGACUGUCUCAUGUCUGCCGACGGUGGAGGACCAUCAUCCUUUCCCGACCGGGACUCUGGUCGGUGCUCCCGCGAACCGAAGGCGCUCCGCAGUGGGCAGACCUCUGUCUUUCGCGAUGUGCACAGAGUCCUAUUGAAUUUGUUGUACCCUGGGGUGCCCGAUGGGACGAGCCAGAGUGCCAGCAGGCCAUUCGCUCUAUUCUCCCUCACUUGGGAAGGGUACGGACGCUGGACCUCAACUUCGGGCGCCGCAACGCAUAUGAAGGGCCGAACCGUUCGGACAACAUCGCAUUCGUGGCACAUGUCGCCAGAUGCCUGCAACAAAACCCGAUGGCUCUGCUGGAGGAAGUUGACAUGGAGUUUUACUGGCACGAGGACUCGCCGCCAGUUUAUGACGUCCCCCACUUCUCGGCCGAGAUCUUUUCGCAAGGGCCCACGCCACAGCUAAGGAUACUACGACUUCAAGCUUGCAUCGUGUUGCCUCUACGACUGGCUCAUACACGUCACCUCCGACAACUGAUCUUGGUGGAGGUCCAAUGUUGGAGCAAUGUAGACGAUUUGGUUCGCUGUCUACAAGCGACUCCAUGCCUGGAGCAACUUGUGUACCACGACUACGGUACCGAUGAUGGCAAUGCAUUCUUCGAUUCGACACCUUCGCUUGUCCAUCGCCUUCGCUGUGUGCCCCUCGACCGCCUCGCGCUCCUCCGUGUCGAGGGAUCCUUCAACACGAUCGUUUCGAUCUUCAGUUACCUCGCCUUUCCCAGUUCAGCUUGCGUUGCAACUUUCGGGCGGGAUUACGAGGACGAGGAGCAAGAUCAGGCCGCCCACUUCUCCAUGCUCACGGAAGCCCUCGGUAGAUACUUUUCCGCCGCGUCCACAGCAACUGACGCUUUCAGUACCGCCGACGUCGAGUACGACUCUAUUGAUGCAAAAUCAAAGCCUCUCGAGGGAGGGGAAAUAAACUCGGCCCGAUAUUUUUACUUGCAUCUCCCUCUCCAUGUCUCCGACGAAAACACGCAACACUUAUUCAAUCUUCUCGAUAAAUGUGCUUCCCUGCCAGCCUUUCGUCAUCUAAAGCUCAGCUACAGCUUCCGCGAUUGCUACCCGGAAUAUAUUGUGAGGUUCGCCGAGGUAAAACGUCUCACAAAGCUACGAUAUCCCCUACACACUGUAGACUCGUAG
Molecule: messenger RNA, 1365 nt
Organism: Peniophora sp. CBMAI 1063
Lineage: Eukaryota; Fungi; Basidiomycota; Agaricomycetes; Russulales; Peniophoraceae
Source: the annotation of a GenBank genome assembly